Trichomonas vaginalis G3 is the source of this 954-nucleotide messenger RNA. RefSeq names its product palmitoyl-(protein) hydrolase protein. The transcript has a single exon. Lineage: Eukaryota; Parabasalia; Trichomonadida; Trichomonadidae. Bases 1 to 954 code for a protein of 317 amino acids. The record is from RefSeq and is a predicted model, not a curated record.
AUGUCUAAAUAUGUUUUAAUGGGAGCAAAUGCCAUAAUUCGGCCUCCAAGGUUUGAAUAUGAUAUCAACUCCUUCCCUAAUGAAAUAAAUAUCCCAUAUUAUGGUAAAAUUCCUCGUCGUCCAAUUUCAUUCGAAAAUUCCAAGAAACAAAAAAUUAUCGGUUCAUUCUUUUCUCCACGAGAACAGAUUCCUGAAAUGUCGUGCAUCAUUUAUUUGCAUGGAAAUGCAUCAUCACAGCAUGAAGGUAUGUUUUUAGCACCAAUAUUUAUUCCAUAUGGCGUUGCUGUAUUAACAUUCGAUUUCUCAGGAUGUGGAUUAUCUGACGGCCAAUACAUUUCCCUUGGUUAUUUUGAAAGAGACGAUGUUACAUGCGCAAUUGAUUUUGUUCGCAAGAAUUUUAAUGUUGGUAGAGUUGCUCUUUGGGGAAGAUCAAUGGGAGCUGCUACUACACUAUACGCACUUGCUGAUGAUCCUACAAUUGCAGCUGCAGUUAUUGAUUCACCUUUUGCUUCUUUGCCUGACUUAGUUAAAGAGAUUGCCGCUAAAGUACAUGUACCGGGUUUUAUAGCUUCAAUAGCAAAAUCAUUAAUUGCUAAGAAAAUUAGAGAAUUAGCAAAUUUUGAUAUAUCAAAACUAGUUCCAAUUGAAGCGGCACCUUCUUGCUUUAGUCCUGCAAGAUUUGUUCAUGGCGAACAAGAUGACUUCAUAUCAAAAACUCAUUCAGAAAAAAUUUUCGAAAAAUAUUCUGGAGAAGAUAAAGAAAUAUUCAUAGUUCCAGGAAAGCACAAUAGCCAAAGACCGUUAGAAACACAAUUAUACUGUGUAAUGUUUUUGGCAAGCUAUCUUAACGCUCCAUUAGUCUAUGAGGAUGUAAUUGCUACGUUAUCUGGAGGAGCUUCGUAUCAGCACUUUGAAAACGUUGAAGAAAUGAUGUUUGCAAUGGAUGAUGAAUAG